This is a messenger RNA of Ostertagia ostertagi, 2262 nucleotides long. The record is from the annotation of a GenBank genome assembly. NCBI's taxonomy places the organism in Eukaryota, Metazoa, Nematoda, Chromadorea, Rhabditida, Trichostrongylidae.
AUGAGCAAAAUGCCCGUUCCCGAUGGAUCCAACACUAAGAAGACUUACUACAGGAACAAGAACAUCCAAGCGAAGAGGAAGCCCAAUAAUGGUGGUGGAACUUCGAGUCAAGAGUCGGCUCCUCGAAACUCGCAGCUGACUCGUGAAGAACGAGCUCAAAACCUGCAGUAUCGCAACAUUAACAUGCAGAAGUAUGAACAGAUGAUAGGCUCUGCUAAGGACAACUUCGCGGAUAUUCCACAAGGAUCUGGCCCAGUCGAGGAAUGCACGAUUUGUUGUAAGACGAGCGAUAUAUUUGGAAUAGGAACAUGCCGUCAUCCUAUCUGUAUAGAGUGCGCAAUUCGAAUGAGAGUUCUGUCCAACAGUAGCCAAUGUCCCGUGUGUAGAACGACUAUGGAAACGUUGUGGUUGAUGUUUGUAUCGGCUGGGUUGGACACUGUGCUCCUCAGUUUCCCGUCGUUGAAACAUCCGGACGAGGAAAGAUUCUCCAUUCAGUUCCAGAAUGCAGAUGUUCUUAAACGUUAUGAGAAGUAUCUGUCUCACGUAUGCAAAAUUUGUAAGAGCCGUGAUGGUGAACGAUUGGAAUUUCCCACAUUUGUUUCGUUGCGGCAUCAUAUGUCGAGUGCUCAUGAAUUGAUUUACUGCCACAUUUGCACUGAAAACAUCAUUCUUUUCUCAAGAGAACGAAAGACAUAUACUCGAGACGCUCUUCAACGGCACAUUCGUACUGGAGAUAGAGAUGACAGAAGUCUGAAAGGUCAUCCUUCUUGUUUAUUCUGUGACCAGCGGUUUUUCGACGAGGAAUUCCGCUACCGUCAUCUUCGAAAGGAACACUUCUUUUGUCAGUUUUGUGAGACUGAGGGAAAACAUCUCAAUGUAUUCUUCGGCGGUCAUGCUGAGCUGCUAGAGCAUUACAAGGAGAAACACUUCCUAUGCGAUUUCGAGGAAUGCAGAGCUAUGGGGAUCGCCUUUUCAAAUCAAAUGGAUCUUAAUCUGCACAAGUCGAAGGAACACAGUGGUCGUCGUGCCCCCGUGGCAAUCGAUUUUCAGUUCAGUGAUCGCCAGUUGGCAGGGCCUUCACGGUUGGUUUCUUCGUCUUGGGCGCACCAUUUACUUUAUAAUGGUCCUCUUUGUUCCAUUAGGACUCGGCGAGAUGGACCACCAAGCGCUCCCAACGUUCCACUAGCACGACGUGACAAGAUCGCGGUUGUCCAGCAAGAACCACCUCCGCAGCCUAAACGGACGGCCGACGAGUUUGUCGUCGUACCGUCAGCGCAACGUAGAACACAGACCGUUCGUUAUAGUAUCGCACCAGCCUUCACUCCUCAAACACGGGACUUUCCAAGCUUGGGAAAUUCUACCUCAGAUCCGGCUCUCAACAGUUUGCGUCCGGAUAACUUCCCCCGUUUAAAUCGUGUGAACCAUCCUGGUGGAGUACCGAACAGUGUUGCAAAAGCAACUCAGCCUUCGUCAGUGGCAGCGUCAUCUUCUGGAGCGCCUUCGUCUUCACGUGCUCUUCAGAAAAAUCCCUCAUCAGUCCAAUCUUCGAAUCAGCGUCAGGGCGUAGACGACUUUCCUGCUCUACCAACAGCGCAAAAGCAGGGUCAGGCAAGUUCUGCAUGGGUUGGCAAGAAAAGUUCCAAGGUAAGUUUAGGUCUGUCAUCGUUGGCUUGUAAGAUGCCAAAUAGGACUUUGCCACAACCUGACGUAUGGCCGGAAAUAUCAACCACAACGCCAGCCAGAGAAAUAGAACCGGAGCAAUGGCAAGAGGUACCAGCUAAACCCCAAAAGCUGGACAAGAAAACACGGAAAGCGCAGCAGAAGGUCAUCAAGAUGGAUGCUAGUAGUACAUCAGAUGAGACCCAGGAAAAUCCUUCAGCGCUUAGUGCUUCAACCGUUGGUACCAUUGGGAGCGAAGUUCCAACCGACUUUAACAUGGUCAAAGUCACCGGAAAUCUUCCUCCAGUGAAGACCAAGAAAAAGAAGGAUGUGGUCAAGGAUGAUCCAUUGGAAAACCAGGACUGCAAAAUUAGUCAGCCCACUGAGGUGAAAACUGAAGUGGUCUCCGAGUCAAAUGUUGGAUCCAAAGACCUUUUAGCAGAAGUUGAGAAGUAUGUGGAAGAGUCGGCUACGAAAAGUUCUCCUCCAGCUGAAACGGCUUCUCAAAAGUCUUCUAUUUUAAACUGGGUAGUUCACUUCCUCGUCAUCUUCCAUAUUUUCGAACCUAUCACUGGCAAAUGUCAUGGGUGCGAAAAAUGUUGA